AACCAUUUUAUUUUUUGCCUUCCAUUUAUGGAUCUUCUUCCGAGUCUGGGACUGGCUUAGGUUUUUACGUAAAUGAGCUCACUUAAUCUUAACCAAAUCCUACAACAGGGAGGUCUUACUAUUAAUCCUACUUUUCCAAAGGAGGGAGCCAAUCUAUCUCUGCUCCAGUUGACCAGAUAGUGUGCACUGUAAAUACUUUUUCCUCUAAGAUAACAGCUCUCCAAACUUCCUGCAGUCUGUUGAGUUUUGUUUUUUUGUCCUGAGUGUCAUCUAUAUACCUGUCUUCACCUGAUUUUUGCAAACACUACUGUCAGUCAAGAUAUGUUUCCUGUCCUGGCAAGGAGAAGAAAAAUAUAAAAGGCUCUGUGUAGACAGCUAAUCACCAGUAUGGCUUACUGAGAAGAGUCAAGUGAGGGAGAUCUCUGGCCUUUUCAUCUUUCUAAAUAUCCUAGGAGCCCUUCCUUUCGAGCUGGUUGCAGAACUGAGGUUUGAAAUCGACACCCCAAGAGAGUCUGAAGUGGAUUUAAGUCCUUUAGGCCUGAAAUUAAAUAACUUGAGAUGUUCACUUUAGGAAAAAGAUAACAAAAUGGCCAUAUCACGUUGCUGGGGUCAUUGGAAAGGCUCCCUGCAAGUAAGGACUCUAAGCUUCAUUAGUUUUAGGGUAAAUCUGUACCUUGCUAUUUAGGUCCUGUCAUUUUAUGUUUGUUGUUUACCUUCUGCUAGAGUUUGGAGAUAAGAACUUUGUGAUUCACCUCUGCAAACCCCCCCCCCCCGUAUAUCUCCCCUGAAUUUAAAGACCCAAAAAAUGGGCAUCUAAAGUGAAUAAACACUUCUCAGAUGAAAAAGUAGAGGUGAUAAAUAUAUGAAAAAAUGUUCAUCACUGGUCAUUCAAAAGAUGCAAAUUAUAGAUCUGUCCUUUCUUGGCAAAAAAAAAAAAAAAAAAAAAAAAGAUGUAAAUUAAAACUGCUGAGAUUCCAUUUCCAGAAAGAAUUGGCUAUUAUCAAGAAAUUAACCAGAAACAAGGGCUAGGGAUUUGGUUCAGCAGCACAGUGCUUGCCUGGAAAGCGUGAGGUCCUGAGUUUGACUCCUGAUACCAAGCCCCUUCCCCACAAAAAAAGUGUAUUGAAUGCUAGUGUGGCUGUGGGAGAAAAGGAACCCUUCUCUCCUGUGGGUGGGAGUGUAGCUGGUGCAACCACUGUGGAAAUCAGUGUGGGGAUUCUUUAACUCGGACUAGAGGUCCCAUGAGAUCCAGCUAUUUCUCUUCCUUAGUAUCUUCCCAAAAGAAUUAAAAGGAUACUACAGCAAUGUACUUACAGCCAUGUUUAUACCACACAGUUUGUAAUAACUGAAUCUUGGAAAAAGCCCAAAUGCUCAUCAGUUGAUGAAUUAUAAAAGAUUAGUUUCCUACAAUAAAGAACUACUGUACCAUAAAGAAAGGUAAGCUGGAGAUAUUCCUAGCUAAAUGGCUGCACCUUGAGACCAUAUAUACCUGAGGUGGUAUAUAUUGCUGGUAGGAUAGGAAAAUGAUCUAACUUGUCAAGAUACAGCCACAUUAUUUUUGUAUUUACCCUUUGACUCAGUAGCCCUAGGUUAAGUCCUAGACUUCUGGGAAUAUAUAAGCAAAAAUACAGAAACACUGCACCAUGUUCUUCAUUAUAGUGUUAAUGAAUGGCAAAAUAUUAGAAAAGAUUAGAAACUGCCCUUAUGUCUAGCAAAUUGAUCACAUAACUUUUGGGGGAGUCCGUUUGAGGCAGUCUCAUUAUGCAGUUCAGGUUGACCUUGAGCUCACUUUGUAACCCAGGCUGGUUUCAAACUCACAAUAAUACUCCUGCUUCAGCCUCCUGAGUGCAGGGAUUACAGGCAGGUGCCACCAUACCCGAGAAUGGAUGUGCAGCCAUAAAAUGAUAUGGGGAAGGAUUAUCCUGGGAUUCUGGGAGGCUUAGGGCAGUAGAAUUGCCAGGUCAGAUUCCACUUGGUCAAUUUAGUGAGGCUCCAUCUCAAAAGCUUGGCAUGGUAAUGACACCUCUAACCUACUCUCAGAAGGCUGAGGUAGGAUUGCUGUGAGUUCGAGGCUGGAAUGAGACUUCAUCUUAAAAAGAACAAAAACAAGGAAACUCCCAAAAGGCUGGGGUGUAUCUCAGUAUGAAGACCCUGCGCUUAAUCCUGAGUAUGGAAAAAUGAGAUAGGGGAAGAGUUUAUAUAGGUACUAAGAAGCAUUAAUAUGACAAUUCACUUGGUCUCUCCAUAUACAUAUAUAUCACACACACACAAAAAUGUAUGCACAGUUCAACAGCUACACUAAUAAAUGUCUGGAAACUAAUGGUCACCAAUGUGAGCUCUUCUAAUUAUAAAGGCCAAAGGUAACUUGGCAACUUGUAUUAAUCUCAUGGUGUCUCAAUAAAUUUAAUACUAAAAGUAAAUAAAUUUGGUACUAAAUUUAUUUUUGAGACAGGAUCUUCUGUUAUGUAGUUCAGGCUGUCCUUGAACUCACUAUAGAGUAGUUCAGGCUGGCCUUAAACUUGUGGCCACCCUUCUGCCUCAGUCUCCUAAGUGCUGGGAUUACAGGUGUGUACCACCACACUCAGUACUAAAAUAUUUGUAAAAAAUUUUCCUGAUGCAUACACUUUUUGGUGGCGAAAUAGGCUGCAUACUGGUAUUUAUAGUAUGCUAUCUUCUAUGUGUGUAAUGGAGAGCUAUACCCAUGCAUUAAUUACUUAUAUUUAAAAGAUAAACAAUGAAAGGACAUAUGCCAAACUUUAAAAAUGUUUGCCUGUGUCUGAGGACAGCAUACACUGGAAAUGAGACUUCUGUGUAAGAACCUUAUAUAGUUGCUCUUUGAAAACUUGUAAACAUUUUGCGUAUUUGUAAAAUACUUCUAUUAAAAGAAUAUAAAAGUUGGGGUUGGGCAUUUAGCUCAGCGGCAUAAGCACCUGCCUUGCAAGCAGGCGGUCGCGAGUUCGAUCCCUGGUACUGAUAAAAAGUUAAAAAAAAAAAUAAAAGUGAAAUGGAAGCUAACAAACUGUGUCAGACUGAUGGCAUAAGCACACAGAAAAUUAAGUAGCUUUAGAAAAUGUUUUUGUCUUUUUGAACAGGGUUCGGAUAUGCAGUUUAGGCUGGUUGUAAACUCAUUUUUAGCCCAUGCUGGCCUUGAACUCUCACUGAUCCCCCUGCCUCAGCCUCUUGAGUGCUGGGAUUACAGACUUGCACCACCUCACCUAGCCUUUAGAAGUAUUUUGACCACUUCUACAAUGAGAUAUAAUACAAGGACACCUAAAAGUACAGAGAAAUACAGUUGUUGCAGGGCAUGGUGGUGCAUGCCUAUAAUCCCCGCACUUGGGAGAUUGGGGCAGGAGGAGACCAGUCUGGGCUACCUAGUGAGUACGAAGCCAGCCUAGACUGCACAAUGAGACCCUGCCUCAAAAACAAAAACCCCUCCAUAUAAAAUUGUAUAUUGUCUUAUUUUUAGGAGUAAUAUUGCUUUUUGAAACUAUGAUGUAAGAUAAAGCAGAUUAAACAAUUAUGUUAUUGGCAUUAGAAACAUAAACUUCAUUAUACAGGGAAAACUUACAAGCAUAAAAGAAUAAACAUCUGAAUCAAAUAAUGGUAUAAAGAAUGGAUUUUUCUCUUUUUGAAAAAUUUUUUAUUAUCUUUUGAGACAAGGUUUCACUAUGCAGUUCAGGCUGGCCUUAAACUCUAUAGUCCACGUUGACCUCAAACUCUGAAUAAUCUUCCUGCCUCAGCCUCCAAAGUGCUGAGAUUACAGGCAUGUGCUACCAUGGCACUUACUCUCUCUCUCUCUCUCUCUGGUUUUUCUCUUUUAUUUUUAUUUUUUUGGUACGGGGGAUUGAACCCGUGACAUUGUGCUUGCUAGGUAAGCACUUUGCCAUUAAGCUAAAUCCCCAGCUGGUUUUUCUCCUAAAAGGUAUAUUUUCUAGUUCUCUGCUGAAGGGGCCUAGAAAUGAUGACCUACUUAGUAGUAAUGAGCAACCCUAUGCACAGAUUUGAUUGUUACAUAGCAUUUUCAAGUUUAAAAUUUUUUUUAAAAAAACCAAGGUUGAUCUAAUGGUUGAUUCCAGACUGGAGCAGGAAAGAUGAGCUCAGGUCAUUUUGCACCUGGAAGCCAGGAAACUAUCAGAGGCCAGUGGGGUCAUGUAAAAAUGACAAGGAACCAAUCCAAAGGGGCCUCACUGGCCAGCGAUGGAACAAUUUGAGUAUAAGAGAGAAAUAAUUGCUACUUAAGAUUACAACACAUAAAAUUUGUAGAAAUUCACUUAAUUCAUAGUUACACUUAAGGAAAAACCUCAUUACCACUAGCAUAAAGGAAAUUAAACAUUUUUCUGGUCUUUAGAAUUUUCUAUGGAAGAAUUUCAGCUAAUAAAUGUAGAAGAAAUAAUAGGCUUACAAAAGCGCAGUUUUAGCCGGGCAUGGUAGUGUUUGCUUAUAAUACCAGCACUCUAAAAGCUGAGGCAGGAAGAUACCCAAUAGUUCCAGGACAGCCUUGACUACAUAGUGAGUUCAAGGCCAGCCCGAGUUGCAUAGUAAGUCCCUGUCUCAAAAAGCCAAAACCAACCAACCAAACAAACAAAAAAACCCCAAAACAACAAAACUCCAACAGCACAGUUUUUCAAACCCCAGUGAACUGGGUGGCACAUGCCUGUGAUCCCAUCACUCAAGAGGCUGAGGCAGGAGGAUGGCUACAAGUUUAAAACCAACCUGGGCUAUGCAAACAGUUCAAUGCCAGACUGUACUAUGUAGCAACACCCUAUCUCAAAAACAAACUAACCAAAAAACUAACAAACACCAAAACCAACAACUGAAAAACAAGAGUGGAAACCUAACCAAACCAAGAUCUAACUAUGGGGGACAGGCAAAAUCGCAAUCAUCCAAACUCAAAAUGUAGCAUAGCCUGCAGACAGAUAUCCUGGUUUCUUCAACACAUUCACUGCACAGAAGUUGAAAAGAGAAUCAUAAAGCUCACGAGAAAAGAAAUAAAGCUCAUGAGACUUACCAAAUGCAAUACAGUCAUUUGGAGACUGAUUCAUACGAGCCAGCAGUCAAAAAAACAUCUUUGGCAAGGGAAAUUCGAAUAUGAACAGGUCGGUCAGGUAUUAUUUUUUCUGUUUAGAUGCAAUCAUGAGUGUGAAAGUAAAGGUUUUUUGGGCUGGGGGUUAAAUCAGUGGCAUAAGGGCCUACCUGGCAAGUUUUGAGUUUUGAGUUCAAUCCCCAGUACCAAAAAAAAAAAAAAAAAAAAAAAAAAAAAAAAAGAAAGAAAGAAAGAAAGUAAAGUUUUUUGUUUUUUGUUUUUUGUUUUUUUAAGCUGAGGUAGCAUGCCAACUUACUUUGAAUGAAAUGACGUUGGAGAUAUUUUAAAAUACUCCAAAAACAGCACAACAAACAGGAAGAUUGGCAAAGUGUUCAUAGUUGUUGAAGCUUAGUGACAGGCACAUGCUCCAUUAUGCCAUUUUACUGUCUUGUAUGUUUGAAUUUUUUCAAAAUAAAUAGUCAGCUGGGCAUAGUGGCACAGAACUGUAAUCCUAGUAUUCUGGGAGACUAAGGCAGGAGGAUCUCAAAUUCAAGCACAGCCUUGACAACUUAAUGAGACCUUGUCUCCAAAUAAACAAAAAUCUGAGUGUGUAACUCAAUGCAAAGGCCUUGGAUUGAAUCCUCAGCACAGGAGAGAGAAAGGUGAGAAAUUAUGGUAGAGAAAGAAAUUAUGGUAUUAAGAAAGGAAAAAAAAAAAAAAAAGUACUUGGAUGUAGCAAUCCUGCCUCCCUGUGGCGAGUUCCAUUAAUGCAGCUUCUAUCUAAAGUGGACUUGAAUUCCCAGACCGAAAUGCCAGACAUGUCCAGGGUCAGACUCAUUAUCUUGUAAGAAAAUUACACAGGGAAUAAUAGAACAUCAUUUUAUAGUUAAAGAAAUGGAGGCUCAGGUUCAUAAUAAUUUACAUGUGAAGCUAAGGCUCCUGGAUUUAAACCCCAUAAUUUGUUGUAUUUUUGGACCUUACUUUUCCUACUUGAAUAAAGAGGUCAUGUAGGGCAAAUGGAGAUGCUUGUAGUUAGUAUAAAACCACAGGAAGCAGGUUAUCAGGAAGCAAGUUCGUCUACAAACUGUAGGUGAUAAGUAUAACUAGGUGAUACAAAUUAGGAAACAGGUAGUAUUUACAUUACUUACUGUGCCAGGUAUGGGCAAAGUGCUGUCUAGAUAUGAUCUCAGUUCAGCUACAGUUACCCUGUGAGGCUUAUCGAUGCUUCCUUUUGGAACUGAGGAAACCCAUAGUCUAGGAGUAAAGAGGAUUUGUCCAAAGUCACAUUGCUGCCAGGCGUGGUGGUGCACAGCUGUAAUCCCAGCAUUUGGGAGACAGAGGCAAGAAGAUUUCCAGUUCAGGGCCAGCCUGAACUACAUAGUGAGACUGCCUCAAAAACAAAACAAAACAAAACAAAAAAACAGCAAAACAAAAAUUAAAUAAAAAAAACAGUCACACUGCUAGGAAAUGUCAAAACUGGGACUGAAUUCCUGUCAUGAUGGAAGUUUAGGUUUGAUUUUGCUUUCUCUACUGCGAGUUGGACAAAAUUGAGUGGAAGUUGCAGUUCUUAUAUAAUCACUAUCCCCAAAUCCAUGCUAGGUAAGUGCUCUAGCAGGGAACUAUACCCUGCUAGGACUUUUUGUCUUCCCCUUGUUUUGUGGUGCUGGAAAUUGAACCCAGGGCCUUCACACUGAACUGCAUCCCCAGUCCUUUCAUGAGACAGGAGGACUUACUAAGUCACUAAGUCAUCCAGGUAGGGCUUGCACUUGUGAUCCUCCUUCCACAGUCUCCUAGAGUGCUGGAAUUACUGGCAGGUGCCAUCAUACCUAGAACCCAGGCCUCUUUAUUUUUAAUUUAAUUUAAUUUUAUAUUUUUUGGUAUCAGGGAUUGAACUCAUGACCUCGAGCUUGCCAGGCAAGUGCUUAUACCGCUGAGCUAAAUCCUCAGCCUUUAUUUUGUUUUGAAGCAAGAUGUCACUAAAUUUCCGGGUUGGCCUUAAAUUUGUAAUCCUACUGCUUCAGCCUCCCAAGUAUCUGGGAUUACAGGCAUGUAUCACCAUGCCUGGCUUAUAUGAUAUGUUUUUAAAGGCUUUAAUUUUAGAGAAUUUUAGGUUCAUAGCUAAAUGAAGUGGGCAAGCCGGGGCUAUAGCUUAGCACCUGCCUAGAAAGCACAAGGUCCUGAGUUUGAUUUCUGGUACAAUAAAAAAUUUUUUAAAAGAAAUGAAAAUUGAAUGGGCAUUUCAGGGGCCCCAAACACAUCCAGUUCCUCUUCCUAGCAAAUAGCUAACUGCUCUGUAGGAAUCCUGGAGGCAUUGCUGAUGCUUUGUUAGGAGCUUAGUACCCCUGAGCCAGUCUCAAGGGGCUAUAAAAAUGCUGCAAUGAGAUUUUGAAGGAUGACCCAUCAGCCUUCCACUGAGUGCUUUUGUUUUUAAGAUUGAGUCUUGGGCUGGGGAUUUAACUCAGCAGCAUAAGCGCCUACCUUGCAAGCAGGCAGUCGUGAGUUUGAUCCCUGGUACCGAUAAAAAGGAAAAAGACAAAAAAAAAAAAAAAAAAAAAAGACUGAGUCUCAAUAUGCAAUUCAAACUGACAGUGAACUCACUAUGUAGCUAAGGCUGGCUUCAAAUUCGCAGGAUUCUCUGGCCUCAGCCUUCCAAGUGCUGGGAUUGCAGGCGUGUGCCACCACAUCUAGCUUCUACAGAGUGCUUAGAGAACACCUCCUAGCUGCUACAGUAGAGAGAAUACUCAUCAGUGGCCCUUUUUCUCUCUUUUCUAAGUCAGACUCCAGUCCCAGCCUCAUCUCUGCAGUAUGAGACCCCUUUUGAGAGAGCACCAGCCCUAGCACUGACUUGCUGUGUGACCCUGAGCCAGCCUGCCUCCUGCUCUGGGCCCGUCUCCCCAUCUGCCUAGUAUUAUUUCUGCUGCAGCUUCCUGACAAGUGAUGAGAAGCCAUGUGGCAGGUGUAAUGUUAGCUUUGCGUGGGUCCUGGUUACCUCCUUGGAGACAGCUGGAGCAACUGGCAUCUAUAACCCAUAUGACGUCUCCUGCCCUCCUUGUCUCUGUCUGAAAACUGGUGACGAGGGGUUGAGGGCUUAGGGAAAGGUCCCAGGGACAUCCCAUCCCGAGGAUUCACUCAGCUCCUAUCAAGUCCUGAGGUACUUGGACUUCCUGUGGCCUGUCUGUUCUCUCUGGAUUCUUCUGUUGCAAGGGUAGAAAUUCAGCUCCAAUGGAUUUGAAAGAAGUAAUUGAUACACAUGCCUGAGAAGAGUGGAGACGGGAGGGUUAGCUUCAGGAAGGAUUUGAUUCAGCAUCUCAUGUCACCAACGACUCUUUCCUCUGUUCUGCUUCUCAGGAUGUUGAGCUCAUCCUUUUUUAAAAUUCUUUUUUACAGUACAUGGUUGCAGCACAUAACAAUUACAUUCAUUCUGGGGAGUUGGUACAAGAACUCAAUUUUCUUUCUUUUUUUUUUUAGACAGGCUGGCCUUGAACUCACAGCGAUCUUCCUGUCUCAGCUUCCUGAGUGCUGAGAUUACAGAUGUGCACCACCAUGCUUGGCACAAUGCAUCUCAAUUCUUUUCCACCCCCUUCCCUUUUCUUCCUUCCCCCUUUGACCUCAUCCUAAAACUGCAUACUAGCUUUUCAUUACUAUAGUGAAAUACCUGAAGGAGGCUACUUUAUAAAGAAAAGACUUUUUUUUUUUUUGACAUACAGCUUUGGAGGUAGAGUGUCAAGGCACAGGUUCUGGGGAGAUCCCCUGAGCUGUCUCACUUCUUGGUGGGGUGCACAUGUAUCUCUGUAUGUCUGGUCUCUAUCUCUCUUCUGUUAAAGCCUUGGGCUUCAAUUACGGGGAGGGGAGGGGACCACCCUGGGAUUAGAGUUUAUCUAAUCUUAAUCACUUUCCAAAGGCUCAAUUUCUAAGCACCAUAAUCAGAUUAACUUUUUCAUCUCUUAAUACUAUUUAGGAGGAGGGAUGAAGUUGGGGGUGAGGAGUACAAACUGAAAAACCAUAGCAGCUGGCUUUCCUGUUGAUCCUGGUGUUCCUAGGGAUUCAGCCUUUCAAAUUCACAUUCAACAGGAGGAAGAAAAGCCAGGUGUGGUGGAGUAUGCCCAUAAUCUCAUACUCUUGAGCCUGAAGCAGGAGGAUCACCAUGAGUUUGUGGGGGUUUUUUUGUUGUUGUUAUUGUUGUCAUUCUUGGAGACACCUAUGUAGUCCAGGCUGGACUUAAACUCACUAUGUAGCCCAGGCUGACCUUGAACUUGCAGCCAUCCUCCUGCCUCUGCCUCCCAAGUGGUGGAAUUAUAGGUGUGAGCCACCAUGCCCCAUAAAUCACUGUGAGUUUGGUACCAGGGAUUGAACUCAUGACCUUGCGCUUGCCAGGCAGGCACUUGUGCCACUGAGCUAAAACCCUGACCUUCACUGUGAGUUCGAAGUCAGCCUAAAUUACAUAGUGAGGCCCUGUCUUGCCAUUUCUCGUCCUCCAAAGAAAGCAGAGAAAAGGAAAUCAGCUUCUGUCCCUUAAACAGCAGUCCUAGGAUGAGCACUGUUGGAGCUGAUUGGCUGGUGAGGGGGCAGCUGGUCCUUCUGUGACCCAGCUCUGCUCCCAGGGCCCUGGAACAUGCGGCCUGCUGACGGGUUUAGCUCCAAUAGUCAGGGCGGGGUGCUAACAAAUGCCACUCUCUAGGCCCCUCCUAGGAGCCACUAGUGUCUGGCCCUUUCUGCAUUAGAUCCACAGUUAUUUAAUGAAUAUCUAUUACAUGCGAUAAAUGGAGCCUGAUACUGAUGCUGGGGAGAAUGUGGUGAUCGAGCAGAUCCGUGGCCGCAGGGCCUCCUCCAGUAAGGCUGACAGACCCAUUCAUGGCCAUAGUGCCAGAGGGAGGUUACGUGACGGGGACUUGGGGAUUCGAGACGGGGAGGAGAGGGAUAGAAAUAAGGAGUCAAUAAAGGUUUUAUUGUUUAUACAUUUUAUUUUUUGAGAUGCGAUAUAAAUUGUAUAUCAGAUCAAUCAUUAUUAUGUAGGUCAAACAUAUACUAAUAAAAUGCCAAAAUGUAAAAUAAAAUAAAAAUGUUAAAGGCCUGUGAUGUACCAGGUGCAUGCCUGUGAUCCCACCAUUUGGGAGGUCGAGGCAGGAAGACUGCUGUGAGUUUGAGGUCAAGCUGAACUACACAGUGACAUCCUGUCUCAAAAACCAAAAAAUAGGGGCUGGGGAUUUAGCUCAGCGGCAUAAGCACCUGCCUUGCAAGCAGGCAGUCGUGAGUUCGAUCCCUGGUACCGAUAAAAAAGACAAAAAAAAAAAAAAAAAAAAAAACCAAAAAAUAAAAUAGGCAUAGAGAUCAGUGGCAUAGCGCCUGCCUGGCAAGUGCAAGGUCCUGAGUUCGAUUUCUGAUACCCUCCCUGCCCCCCAAAAAGGGUUGGGGAGUGUAGCUCAGUGCAAGGUCCUAGUGUGUCAAAAAAAUUUUCUUUCUUGCUAUGCUGGGGAUGGAACUCAGGUAUGGUAGCCAAGCACUUUGCCAGCCUGUGAUGUGAAUACAGAUAACUAAAUUUACCAGCGUAGUCAUUGUUAAGAGUGCAUGUAAUCAUUCAAGAGUUUGGCGGCAUUAAGUAUGUUCUCUGCGUUUAGGCGAGAUGUUAUCAGGAGGAGCACAAACACACUUACAUUCUCGUUGUGCCACUAUCACCACCAUCGGAUCGUCUCAUCAUUUCAAAGCGAAACUUUGUGCCCAUUAAACACUAACUGCACGGCCUCCCUCGCCCCUGACGCUGGGAACGCGCUCCUUCUGCUUUGCCAGCGAACCUGACCUUGCUAGCGAGCUCGCAUGGUGCGUUUCCUUUUCAGACUGGAUUUUUUCGCUUAGCACGACGUCUUCAAGGUGCAUCCAUGCUGCUGCGUGAGAUCGGAAUUUCCUUCCUUCUAAAGGCUGAAUAAUAUCCCAUCAUAUGGCACCUCCCACGGUUACCCAUCCACCCAUCUACCCACCCAUCCAUCCAUCAGCUGUUGUGUGUCUAUCGAUCCCCUUCCAGACACUCUGCCUUCAUCUGUUUGACCGGCUAGAAGCUCCCAAACCCCGUCCUUUUUGGGUUUUUACGAGGCUUCGUUCAUUUAGACCUCACAAUUCCUGCUUUUGGGGAACCCAGACUAAGACAUCAGGAAACGUCCCAAUGAUGGUUUGGCUUCUGCUGCUCCGUCUAACACCACGCCAGUCUUCUGACACGAGCGUCCUUGUUUUCUGUGUGUCCUGAGGCUGACACCUGCUUGGGGAUCUAAUCAGACUCUGUCUUGUGGUCGCUGUUGAUCCAUUGAUGAAAAGCGAGCCCAUUCUUAGUCUGCUGCAAAGAGGCAGAGGCCUGAUGCUGCGACUCGGUCCCGGGUUCCCUGCUAGGCUGACUUCACCACGAGAAGAGCCAGGAGGGGGUGGGGGGUGACUGAGUUGAGAGGGACCCUGGUUAUGCAGCUUGCUCUGCCCACUGGUCUGGCACAUCCAGUCACUGCUGAUGCCAAAUAACCUUUUUGGAAAGCAAUCUGUCAGUGUUUCUCAGGACUUUUUUUUCAGAUUGAAUGCAGGACCUUUGCACUGAGCUGUUUACCCCAUCCUUUUUUAUUUAUUUAUUUUGAGACAGGGUUUUGCUACGUCAUUGAAUUGCUCAGGCUGGGCUCAAAUUUGUGAUCCUCCUGCCUCAGCCUCCCAGAGUGCUGGUAUUAUAGACUCAACUAUGCAAGCAUCAUUUUACCAAACAGUCCCACUUCUGAGUGUUUAGUCUUUUUUGUUUGUUUGUUUUUUUCAUUUUUAUUGGUACCAGGGAUCGAACUCAUGACCGCCUGCUUGCAAGGAAGGUGCUUGUGCUGCUGAGCUAAAUCCCCAGCCCCCUGAGUGUUUAGUCUUAAUGAAAUAAAACAUGACAUUCAGUGCAGUUUAUUGAUAAUAAUGAGAAAUUAAAAGCAAAAUAUUUACCAACAAUGCAGUCAGCUUUCCGUAUCUGGCGGUUCCACAUCGGUGGAUUUGACCAACCACAGAUGGAAGAAGUUCCAAAGAGAAAGACUUGAAUUUGCUGCUCUCCCAGCACUGCUGAGCCUGAAUGGAAGAGAUGCUGUGGCUCCCACCGCUUCUCAGACCCUGGUCUCCAGCAGACUCGCUCCUGGAGCAUGCAUGCCUCACCUGGAGGACGUGUGUGUAGUUAGGCCUGCAAUGGUGGCAUCUCUGCUGCACAGGAAAAGACUUUUUUCUCGUCACUGUCUCCUAAACAAUGUGUAGCAUUUACAGUGUGGUAGGAUUUUUUGUUUUUGCUUUCGUUUUUGUUUCUUAAGACAGACUCUCACUGCAUAGUUCAGGCCAACCUUGAACCCUUGGUGAUCCCUCUGUCUCAGUCUCCUGAGGGUUAGGGAUACAGGUGUGUGUGUCACCACAUUUGGCCUGUAUUAAGUAUUUAAAGUAAUCUAGAGAUGGUUUAAAGUGUACAAGGGGAUGUAUGUAGGUUACAUGCAGCACUAUGACAUUUUGCAUAAGGGACUUGGUAGAUUUUUGUAACCUCAGGGGUUUUAGAACUAAUCCCCCAUGGAUACUGAAGAAUGAUUGAAUAUCUAGAGGUUGAAAUAUUCUUUUUUUUCACCUUUUUUUUUUUUUUUUUUUGAGAUAGGGUCUUACUUUGCAGUUUAGGCUGGCCUUGAACUCACUAUGUAGCCCAGGCUGGCCUCAAACUCUCAGCAAUCCUCCUGCCUCAGCCUCCUGAAGGCACCGUGAUGUGGGGCAGGCUGAAGUACUCUUCAGCCAUUAAAAAUAAGCCAUAUAUCCUGAUGGACUGAAUCCACAGACUUUUUCUUAAGCUAUAUCCCUAGCAUCACCAUCUACAUAUAACCCCCAUUGUUUUGAGACAUCUUGCUGAAUUUCUAAAUUACCCAGGUUGGGGUCAAACUUAUCUUCCUGCCUCAAUUUCCCAAUGUGGGAUUAUAAGCAGGUAGCACUACCUCACCUGGCUUAUUUAUUUAUUUAGGAGGGUCUUGCUAAGUAGGCCGGAUCUCAGCUUCCUGAGUGCUGAGCUUACAGGUGUGUGCCGCCACAACCAGCAAAGGAGACCUUCUCAAAGGAGCAGAUUGGCUUCUGUGUCCCCCUCUCCCAGUGUUGAAAACCUGUAACUUGUCCUAAAAGCACUGAGGUUAAAAAAUAAGAUAAGCUCAUUCAGGUAAAUUCAGGUAAUGGGGAUCAAAGGCCGGAAGGUUCCCGAAAGAAGGGAUUUUUGAGGUGAGGAAACCUUUUAGAGUAAUAUACAUGUUCUGUGCUUUGAUCUUGGUGGCACUAACAUGGGUGACCAUGCACACAAAGCUUCACUGAGCUUCCCACGCCCUGUCUGUGUGCUCUCACCUGGCGAAUUAGAUGCCACUGUGAGGAGAGAAAGGCUUUGUCUGCUCUGCUGCUUGCUGUGCACUGAGUUUGGAACAGUGAAAUCCUGUCUAACAGAUAAAUAAAUAAGUUAAUUUUUGAUUAUGGAGAGAUGGAAUGUUGUAGGUAAAGAGCCAAUGUUAUUUUCAGCUACUGUGAGUCCUUUGAAAGAAACAACCAUUAUCUUUUUUUUUGUCUUUUUCAUUUUUAUCGAUAACAAGGAUCGAACUCACGACUGCCUGCUUGCAAGGCAGGCGCUUAUGCCGCUGAGCUAAAUCCCCAGCCCCUAACCAUUGUAUUUUUAAUCAUUUUAUUUGUCCUAAUGUUCUUCUGACUACUAGUACUCAGGAUGUUUUGUUUUUAUGGUUUUUUUCAGGGUUAAUCUUUCCUUUCUUUUUUUUUUUUUUUGCAUUUUUAAAUUUUAUUGGUACAUUAUAGAUAUACAUAAUGAUCACAUUCAUCAUUAGUCCUUAUUUAACUUACGUUUUCUCGCAUUAGAGAAACAAAUGGUAUUUAAACAUGUGUUUCUGAUUUUCUUCACUUAAAAGUAUGACCUCAGCUGGACGUGGUGGCUCACACCUGUAAUCUCAACACUCUGGAGGCUGAGGCAGGAGGAUCAUUGUGAGUUCAAGACCAGCCUGGGCUACAAAGUGAACUGCAUAGUGAGACUCUGUCCCAAAAAGACAAAAAAAAAGUAUGACCUUAAGGUGACUCCAUUGAGCUAGAAAUGGCUCAAGCUUAUCCUUCUUGGUGGCUGAGUAGUACUCCAUUGUAUUUUUAAAAACCCAUAUCUUCAUUCAUCAGGUGAGGGAUAUUUGGGCUUUUUCCAAUAUUUAGCUGUUAUAAAUUGUGCCUCUAAAAUAUGGGUGUACAUAUAUUGCUGUGGCAUGAUGCUUUUAAUGGCUGGGUCAAAUGGAACCUCUAGUUUUAAUGUUUUGAGGACUCUCCACACUGGUUUCCAGUGUUGCGCCAGUCUGCAUCCUCACCAACAGAACUGUUCCUUUUAACCCACAUCCCUGCCAACAUUUGUUAUUGGUUGAUUUCUUGAUAUUAGCCAUUCUUCCUGGAGUGAGAUGGAAGCACUACUACUAAAUUUAUUCCUGGAAGCAAGUAUCACCCUGAUACCAAAACCAGAGAAAGAUCUAACCAAAAAAGGGAGCUAAAGGUCUGGUUCCCUAAUCAACACAGAUGCAAAAAUCUGUAACAAGAUUCUGGCAAACAAUGUAACAAAUCGUCAAGAUUAUUCAACAUGACCAAGUAGGAUUCGUCACAGGGAUGUAGGAAUGGUUCAACACACACAAAUAAUAAACAUAAUACACUGUAUCAACAAAGCCAAGGACCAAAGCCAUAUGAUCAUCUCAGUAAAUACAGAAAAAGGGAUUGACAGAGUGAACACUGAUUCAUGAUAAAAACCCUUCCGGGCCAGAGAGGCCCUCACUGCAGUGUGCCUUUGCAAAGUCCUCACCUGGGCCCGCAUACGGAUGUGCAGGAGGAUGGUAGGGGUCCACAGCCAGCUCCCCUGGCUGCACGUGGGACCCCCUUUCACCGCAGGCCGCACACAUGUCAUUUGGGGACUAGGAGGACUUUGAGUUCAUCCGAGACCAGAUGCCAAGAAGCUGGAGGAUCAGAACGAGGCGAUGGAUGGAGAGUUGGAAGGACCCCUGAUUCCAAACCCGAAGUACUCGGGACAGUGAAGACCUCAAGUCACUGGGAAGCCCAACAGGAGCGGAUUCAUCCAGAAACAGACAACCCCGAAUGUAAGCCGGGUCCCACUCUUUGCCAGUAUCAUAACACCGGUGUUCUCGACGUUGACCUGCGGCUGGUAAAAUCUGACAGCAUCUUCAACAGCUUCCUUCUCACAAAGGAUGAAGAGGUCACUGAAGAGGUCGACAGGAAAACCUGAGGAGUAAGGGAGGAGGUGGGGAAGCAAUGGAGAGAGUUGUAGGAAGAAACGGAAAAGAGAAGACAAGAAGAAGAGGUGGAGAAGAAAAAAGCAAAGGAGCAAGAAUGAGAAGAUGGUAUCUGGGGACGUCACCCAGAGGAAGAGGACAGGAUGACGGGAGGUGGAGGAGGAGCGUUCUGGGUGAAGAUGGAGCCCUGCGUGCUGAGCUUCCGGAAGGGUGAGCCGUACCUGGGGGGCGCACAGGAGUGGCUGGUGGGGUUACCUGGAGAGGUGGGCACACGGCUAGCAGAGUUUGGAGAGCAAGUUAACUUGAUCUUUGGAAAUAAAGUUGGAUUUGUAUUGCUACUCCGCUCUUUUGUGCUGUAUAAGCUUAGAAAGUCGGGGGCUGGGGAUUUAGCUCAGCGGCAUAAAUGCCUGCCUUGCAAGCAGGCAGUCAUGAGUUCGAUCCCUGGUACUGGUAAAAAGGAAAAAAACAAACAAACAAAAAAGUCUUAAAAAAUCACAUCCCAUCUUGGGACUAUUUCCUUAUUAGUAAAAAGAGUGAUAAUUUCUAUUUCCGGAGAUUGCUGAAGGGAAUAAAUGUGGUAAUAAAGUGUGUAAAGUGUCUAACACACUUAAAAUCCACAACUUGUGUCAUUAUUAUGGUGUUUAUUAAAUUAAUUUCAUUUGGUGAAUAAGCUUCUUUAUAAACUUGACCCUCACUUUCAAGUUAUUCUACCACAUUUGGGAAUUUUAUUGUGUUUCAAUAUCUGUGUCUCUUACUGAGCAGUGAUUUUUCCGCUUACAAGUGUGUUGAAUCUAUCAGACUUUUUAAUUUUAAUUUCAUUUAAUUUUAUUUUAUUUUUGAGAUAGAGUCUCACUGUGUAGCCCAGGAUGGCCUUAAACUUGCAGUGACCCUUCUGCCUCAGUUUCCCGAGUGCUGGGAUUACAAGUAUGUGCUACUGUGCCCAGUUAGAUUUCCUCUUUUUCAUUUUUUAUAUUAAAUAGUUUAUAAAGUUAAAAUUUACAGUAAGCUAAGGCUAGUUUAUUAUUUUCAUUUUCAUUCUUUUUUUUAUUAUAUUGAAUAUCAUUAUCUUCAAAGUAUUACUCAGAGUACAAGAUAUAAACCAAGAAGGUUCUUGCAGAAAAGAAAUAUAACAAAAGUCUUUGUCUUCCAUGAACUAAGAUAAACUAUCAACAUUUUUGUUUUUUGGUACCGGGGUCAAACUGAGGACCUUGCCCUUGCCAAGCAGGCACUUUGCUGCUGAGCUAAUCCCUGGCUUUUAUUACAUACAUUGAAACACUUUUAAAGCAAUAGAAUUUGUAGUUUGGGAAAGUAUCUGAACUUCGCUGUGUUUCCUAGUUAUCUCUCUUCUAUUUUGAUCUGUAUUUGUGUUUCUCCUAUAACCCAAGACAUUUGAGCUUGUGUAUGGGACUGAUUUCACUUAACAUGAUGUCUUCUUAUCCUAAGGAAAAGUACUUUGCAAAAGUCUUCUUGAUUCUCUAUUGUUCUGUGCCCAAAUUUUCAAAUAAUUGCUACUUAUUUGCAAAAAGAAAAAUGAAAACAAAAAAUAACUCCACAGAAAUUUGGAAUAGUAUUUAUCUCAAUAUGAUAGAAGCCAUUUAUGGCAAACAACUAACAUCAUAUUAGACAGAAAAUGAAAGCUUUCGCUCUAAAAUCAGGAACAAGGCAAGGAUGUCCACUAUUACCACUCUCAUGCACUAUAGCUAUGGAACAUUAACCAGAACAGUUGGACAAGAGAAAGGAAUAGAUGGAAUACGGAUAGAAAGGAAGUUAAAUUAUCAUUAUUUGCAGAUAAUACGAUGCUGUGCAUAGAAGACCCCAAAAACUCCACCAAAAGACUUGCAGAUUUAAUAACUAAAUUCAGUAGCUUAGCUGUUUUUGUUUUUUUAAAAACAGGAUUGUGCUAUGGGCAUGAACUCAACGUGGUCCUCCUGCCUCAGCCUGCUGAGUGCUGGAAUUAUGCGUGUGUACCCACAUCUGGCUCAGAAUGUGUUAAACUUAACUGGCCCUGUCUCCUCUCCCUACAUCUAAAACAAGAAUACAAUAACAUUAAGGUAAAAAAAUGCAACAGCACCCGAAUCCUACAGAAGAGAUUUCCUGCCUGCCUGAUGCUCCCCACCUAUGUAUUUUGUAAAAACAGUUAUUUGUGAUUUAAAUUUGUUACUCUAAAGGCACACAUAGCCUCUUCCAGUAUGGAAAAUGUUUUUUAAGGUAAUUUGAAUCCAUGUCCUUGGGGUCAGGGGCACUCAUAUUUGGCUUAGAAUGAACCAUUUAGGGCCCGGGAUGUAGCUCAGUGGUGUAAGCACUUGCCUGGCAAGCACCAGGUCAUUUGUUCAGUCCCCAGUACCAAACAAAUAAACAAAGUUUAAUUAUUUUUUUAGCAUUCUUUUAUGUUGAUGCUCCUCAACUUAGAGAUGGGGAAACUGAGGCCCGGAGAGGUUAAAGAAUCUGCACCAGUCCACAGUACUAAGUCGCUGACCUGGAAAAGGUGGCCUGGCAGCAGUGAGGUGCUGGGGGCUGUGGGCUUAGCUAUGUUGCACUGCCUCUGAAGGCCAGUGUGGAAAGCCUGGGGCCCUAAUGACUGCCAGGCCAGUGCCUCCUAGGAGACUGGAUCAGUGCAGCACCUCAAAGGAGGUGAGGGAUGGACACUCAGACCUGGAAGGGAGAGGGGCACAGAGGUGUAAGGGCUCUGUCCCUGCUGCUUUGAGAAAAGCUGCUUUUCCUGGGCAGGGACUGAUCCUGUCACCUGAUCUCUCACUCCAGAAGCCCGGGCAGGGCCCCUCUCCCAGGCUGGCCCUGUCUCUACCCCCUGUGGCUGUCACAGGCCUGAGCCAACAGGCCACGUCCUGCUGUCCACCCCUGGGAAAAGUGGCUUCCAGGAAUGCCCCCUCACUCCACCCCGCCUGUCUCUGCCCACUUGGUUCCUGGAAGUUGGGGAACCGGGCCAUGGUGUGUACUGUGCAGUGCCUAAGCAGGACACCUUUCCUUGGCUUUCACGGCUCACAGGAGGGGAGAGGACUAGGGCUUGUUGCUGCUGGCAGAUAGGAGUCACUCACUUGCUUGGCCGGGGCAAGCUGCUUGACCUCUGAGAAGGCUCAGUCUAUCCAAAUAAGAAUUGGAGAUGCUAACAAUACCUGAAGGGGAGCUGUGGAGUUGGCCACAGCAGCAUGAGGGAUGCAUUUGGUUUGCAGCCUGGAACCCUAAAGCACUCAAAACGGAGUAGCUAUGGUGACUAUCAUCCUGCCACCUUCAAUCUCUGUGGGGACAGAGGCCCUGCGUGAUGGGCUGAUGGUGCUCACAUGUCUUGGCUGAGGAUGAGGAGACACUCUUCUUAUCAGCAAAGAAUUUGGGUUUUGUUCUGAGCAGCCCCAACCAGUGCCAGCGUUCCAGAGACCUGCACUGGAGAGAGGAGGGUGGGCUGAGCAGGUGGCUGGGCAGGAGGAGGAGCUGCUGGCCUUCCUCUGGGAGGGGAGGUAGUAAUCCUCGCUGGCCUAGCAGGGAGUGCUUGGUUCCUUCUUGCCACACACACUUCACCUGCAGUCCAGGGCUGGGAGGUGUGAAAUUCCUGUAUUGAGUCAGGCUGGGGCAGGCUCUUCUUCAUUUCUGAAGAGCACAGCUCUGUACUUCCAGGGAUCCAUUGCCCAAGAGGGCAGGGCAGCCAGAACACCCAAAUCCACACGUGGAAUUAUGGCCUGGCUGAGUUAGGAGGGGCUCAGAGAGCCCCAAUCUGCCUUGAUGGCUUCAAGCUCAGCUUAUAGUCAGUCACCACCUGUACCUGCCGGCCUCAGUUUCUCUGAGAACAAUGGCUAUGAACACUCUCAUGUAAUAUGAAGGGUUUCCUUGGCUAUUGAAAGAGCAAAUGAAGUCAUGUAUACAAAGCUCAGGAAUUCGUGUGUAAUCGGUGUCUGGUAAAUAUGGGUGCUUGUGGCCACCUCCUGUGCCCACACGAGUGGUGGCAGGACUCGACUCGAGGAGCAAAAACUCCCAGGAAUCUCCCACCCCUCCACACAAGAUGGUCAAUACUAGACUGAUGCUACUUCGGUUUGGAGGUGCUAGGGCUUGCACCCAGGGCUCGUGUACGGUAGGCAAUCGCUCUACCGCUGACUUUCAGCCCAGCUCUUUUAAAAAUUUUGAGACAAAGUGUUGCUAAAUUGCCCAGGCCUCUCUCAAACUUUUGAUCCUUCUGUCUCAGCCUCUUGAAUAGCUGGGAUUAUAGGCAUGUGCCUUUGCAUCUAGCUGCUUGUUAAUUUUUAAAAAUUAAUAACCUUUAUUUAUUCAUUAUUAUUAAUAUUAUUUUGGUACCAGGAAUUGAAUUCAGGACCUUGUGCUUGCCAGACAGGUGCUGUGCCACUGAGCUAUAGCCCCAUCCCUAUUUAUUCAUUUUUAAUAGUAAAUAGCAUUGAUGACUACCACAAGGAGCACACCUUGUGUGCAUUAUCUCAAAUUUACAUAGUUUCCAUGAUAUGUUAUUAUCAUUCUAUUUUACACUAAGAAACACAAGCCGUAGAAAAAAAUAAUUUGUCCAGCGUCUUCCAGCCAUGAAGGCGUUUUGGGUUUCCGUGGUUGCAUCACAAGCCAUUGCUGUGCCAUAAACUAUUUUGCUCACAGAUCUCCAGCUGGGCAGGGCUUCAUGGGAACGGUUUGUCUCCAGCCCUCCUGGCAGCAGACGGCAGCGUGGUGACUGAGGUGUGAAGUCACCUCAGAACUCAUUCCUUCCUGUGACCGGCAGGUGAUAUAGCUGCUGCCUGGAGCCAGCCAGAGUUACCAGCUGGAGCUUCUCCAUGGGGCCACCAGGCGGGUUCUUAGGUGGUCUGCGUUUCUAUCCGCACACCUCAGAGCCGUCUUUUGUUUGUUUAUGUGUGUUUUACACACAGUGUUUUGUGUACAGCGUCCAGGUGUUUAGUUGUAACUGUUCCACGCCUCAUGGUAGGGAACCCUCAGACUGUAUCAUGAUCAUCGUUCCUACAACCGGGAGUGAGCUUCUUUUUUAAAAUUUCUUUUGAAGGGAAUAAAACAAAACAGAACAAAACAAAAUGGUGAAAACAAUAUUGGUUUUCAAAAACAAAACAGGCUGGGGAUUUAGCUCAGUGACCCAAGUGCCUGCCUGGCAAGCACAAGGUUAUGAGUUCAAUGCUCAGUACCAAAAACAAACAAAUAACCCAGAAGGAAAUCCCCUAUAGAUGCUAUAUUGUAUAUUGUUAUCCUCUAAAUAGAUGCUCAGACUACAGGCUUUAGGCCUGCAAUCAAGCAGUUCAAACACUAAGUUGUGUUUUUACUUCACUUGCUAUCAUUGCAGCCUGUGUUCCUCGGAAUCAGCCAGCUGCUUAUAGGGAAGGGGCUCUUCCUGUCUCCCGGCCCAUGUGCUGGCGGGUUCACAGGCGGGCACAGCUUCUUGGUUCUCCUCCUGGCCCACAUGGCUCCAAAGUGAGCUUCUUAUGGGAAGAGGUCAAUUGUCUUUGAAUUCCCUGUGCCUGAGACAGUUCUGGAGGCUGGGAAGUCCACGGGCAAGGUGCUGGCACCUGGUGAGGGUGCUGUGUCUUACCAUGCUGAAGGCAAAAAGGGUAAGCCCAUGUGUGUGUGUAGGGGGUACUGGAGAUCGAAUCCAGGGCCUCUGCACUAAGCUGUAUUCUCAGCCCCUUAUUUAUUUAUUUAAUUUACCGAGGAUUGAACUCACAACCAUGCGCUUGCCAGGCAGGUGCUUAUGCUGCUGAGCUAAAUCCAGCCCCCUUUUUUAUUUUGAGACAAGGUCUUGCUAAGUUACUAAAUUUCCCAAGGCUGGGUUAACAGGUAUGUGCCUUCAUGCCUUGUUUGCCAUAGCGUUUAUUUAGUUAUUCAUUUUAAAAUUUUAUCGGUAUAUUUUAGAUGUACAUAAUGAUCACAGUCAUCAUAAGAAAAUUUGUACCUGUACGUGAUAUGUCUUUUUUUUUUUUAUUGGUACUGGGAUCAAACUCAUGACCGCCUGCUUGCAAGGCAGGUGCUUAUGCCGCUGAGCUAAAUCCCCAGCCCCUCAUGAUAUAUCUUGGUAUUUCUUUUUUUCCUAUUUCUCUCCCUUCCUUCAACCUCUCUUCCCUGCUUAUUUACAAAAGCUUUGCUUCUGUUUUUUUCUUUAUGUUCUUUUUUCUUGUCUCUUCUUUCCUUUCCCCACCUCCUUCUCUUGUUUUCCUCUUUUGAACAUUUUCUUCCCAUUUUCCAACAUCUGUUAUACAUUUUGGUCCUCACUUACACUUUCAGUUUCUCAUGCCAGAGAAAUAAUGCAGUAUUUAAACAUAUGUGCCUGAUUUAUUUCACUUAACAGUAUACUCUCAAGUUGAACCCAUUUAGCUAGAAAUGUCUCAAGUUUAUCCUUCUUUAGGGCACAGUAGGACUCCAUUGUAUACAAAGCCACAUUUUUUUCCAAAUCCAUUUCAUUUCAAAGAUAAAAAGAAAAAAGAAGAAGAAAGAAAAACUACAACAAAAUUUCAAAACAUGUCAAUCAGGGGGUGACAAUGGUAUAUACACUGCACAUAAAAACAUCUUUAUCCAUUCAUCGGUUGAUGGACAUUUGGGCUGCAGCAGCAGUUUUUCAAAGAGCAGUUUUAGGUUCACGGCAAUUCUUGCCUAAACACUUCAGUGCCUCCCUCCUUACUCACCUCCCCAGGGGGGGUUAAGGGUGAGUCUACACUGACACAUCGUUAUCAUCCAAAGCCCAUCUGUACAUUAGCACUCUCUCUCGGUAUAUAUUCGUUGGGUUUGCACAAAUGUGUCCACCAUGAGAGUGUCGUUCUCUAUGUUCUGCCUAGUCUUCUUCCCUUCCUCUCCCUGGAAGCCUCCAAUCUUUUUAAGGUCUCCAUAGUUUUCCUUUCUGUAGAAUAACAUGCUAUGUAGCCUUUUCAGAUUGGCUUCUCUCACACUUUAAUAAUACAUACUUUAAAUUCUUCCAUGUCUUUUUAUGGUUGGCAGCUCAUUUCUUUCUUUCUUUCUUUCUUUUUUUUUUUUUGUCUUUUUGAGACAGGGUCUCACUGUGCAGUUCAGGCUGGCCUUGAAGCCCAGGCUGGUCUUGAACUCGCAAUGAUCCUCCUGCCUCAGCCUCCCGAGUGCUGGGAUUUCAGGCGUGAGCCACUAUGCUCAGCAGCUCAUUUCUUUUUAAUGCUGAAUAAUAGUCCAUUCCUCAGGUGUAUCACAGUUUACUUAUCUGUUUGACUGCUGAAGAAUGUCUCAAUUUUGGCGUUUAGGAUUAAAGCUGCUAGAAACUUGCUUGUGCAGAUCUUUGUAUCUUUCCAAAUGCUUAUUUGCCACCUAUGUAUGUAUCUUCUUUGAUGAGAUGUCCGUACAGAUCUUUUGAUCAUGUUUUAAUGGAAUUCGUUGACUUCCAGGGAGAUAGUGGAAUCGUGAGCAGUAAAGAAAGAACCUCUGUGAGAUUUGUGUCCAGAUGGUGGGAUAUAACAAUAUAAGGAGGAAAAAGAGGGAAAUGGGUUUCUGGAACACAGCAAAGAUCCAAAGUGAGAAUUAAAGCCCUUGGAGAGAGUGAAGAGAGAGACUUCAACAAAGAAGAAGGAGGUGGCAGGCAGUGCUUUCGCCCUGAGCCCAGACUCACUGUGUGGGAGAGGUGGCUCAAACCCCUUCCCCUACACACACACACACCAUGCAAGUGACAGCUGGGGACCUCAGAGGCCUCCAUGGAGAAAUGCAUGGUGGGACAGAGCAGUGGACACAGCAGACGCCCCCAGGGAGAGGGAGAUGGACUGGUGGUCAUCUUGGAGAGAGGCCACUGAGCUCAGGACUCAGAACAGUUUUGGGCCAGCUCUGUCUGGAGGCUCCCAGUGUCACGAUGAGGCAGAACCGAGUUUAAGUCAGCAGGAGGCACGUGGAACGUUACAGGCCGAGCAAAUUGGAUUCCAGCCUCACAGCCAGAAACCAGGCUGAGCUUCAGUGGUACUGAACAUGCAGGCUUGCUGGGAUUAUCCCCUGACCCACAGUAAAGCUACGACUCACUCGCUGGGUUUAAUCAACUCAGAUCUGGACUCUGUAUGCCCGUUUUAUCUACCAGUGACAAGUGACAUAGAGACAUGCCCUGAAGUAGACAUUUUUUCUUAUUUUCUUAGUUUUGCUUUUUCUUGUUUGCUUUUUUUAUAUGAAUAUGAACAUGGUUUCUAGCUUCUUUGCUGUUGUUCUGUUCUGUUUUUAUUUGCUUUCUUCCUUCCCUCUGUCCUCCUGUCUUCUUCACAGUUUCCCAAAGUUAGCAUAAUCUUUCUUUGUCCUCCAGCCGUGCUUUGAAUCUCUUCCUUUUCUUCUAUUUCUCUAUUUUUCUCCCUAUCCCUUUUAAAAAAUUUUCCCUGACCGGGAGUUAGCUCAGUGGCAUAAGCGCCUGCCUGGCAAGUGUGAGAUCAUGAGUUUAAUCCCUGGUGCAAAAAAAAAAUUCCCCUGAGGGUAAAAUUGCCAUGUUGAGCUGGGGAUUUAGCUCAGCACCCAGCACAAGUGCCUGCCUGGUAAGCUUGAGGUUGUGAGAUUGAUCCCUAGUACCAAAAACAAAACAAAACAAACAAACAAAAAAUUGCCGUAUUGAGAGUUUACCUACUGUGUACAAUUUUCUGGUUCAUUUUACUUAGGGUUUUUUCUUUUUCUUUUCUUUUUUUUUUUGUAUCUGGGAUCAAACUCAUGAUUUCAUACUUGCAAGGCAGGCACUUGUGCUACUGAGCUAAACCCCCAGCCACGGUUCAUUUUAGAGUUUGAUAUAUAGCCACAAGUCUAGUUCAUAUGGCUAAAGGUCGCAAAUCAAUAGUUACCACAGUUUUUUAUUUUCUUUUUUGUUUGUUUGUUUUUUUGCUCUUUGAGACAAGAUCUUGUUAUGCAGUUCACGCUGGCCUUGAGCUCACUUUGUAGCCCAGGCUAGUCUCGAACUCACAAGGAUCCUCUUGCCUCAGUAUCCUGAGUGCUGGGAUUACAGGUGUGAGUGUCACCCAGCUUAUUCUGUUUCGUUUUAUUUGAUUUUUUUUUUCAUACCAGGGAUUGAACUCACAACCACGUGCUUGCAAGGCAGGUGCUUAUGCCAUUGAGCUAAAUCCCCAGCCCUUGUUUUAUCUGAUUUUACUGUGUCUGAGGAGAUGGACUAUAACAAGCUCUAUUAUGGUAGCCACUGUUGAGACCUACUGUCCUGUUUUGAAGUUAUGUACCACUUUCACUGCUUUGUUUUGAUUGGCUUUAUUCUGUUUUCUGUUAUUGGGCUUUAUUCUCCUUAAAAUAUACUUGGGUCUUUUAUUGAAUACCUAUUUUGCAAAUAUUUCCACCUAGUUUGCUUGUCUUGUCAUGAUCCUGAUUGAUUUUUAUUAAUGGUUCAAUGAUUUUUGGACGGGGUUACUAGGGAUCAAACUCGGGACCUUGCACUUGCCAGGCAGGUGCUUUGCUGGUUUUUUCUUCUUUCAAUAAAAGAAGCAUUCUCUUAAAUGUCUGUGAUGUGAUAGCUGUCUGGACCUCACCAGGGCCCUUGUCUAUGAGGGAGUAUGGCUUUUGGCAGGUGAGGCUGGCAGUGUGGGAUCCUCCGCGUGCCCAGAGAGGGCCAGGGCUUGCACACUGUGCUCACCUAAACCGUGUGUCCAUCUCACGUGCAAAGCCUUCAUGACAAUCCGGAACUGUCUUCUUUGGUUUGUAUGAGACUCCUGGAAUAAUAUUGCAUUGUUGUCAUUGUUUUCCAAUUAAAAAACAAUACUGUAGCAAUGUCAGGUAUUUUUUUGGAAAGGACAGAAUGAAUACUCCUAAUCACGCUACCUAAAUAGACUGUUUUGCUUUUCUAGGAAUUUCAUCUGACAAAUAUUGGGCUCAGGCCUGCUCAUGUAUUUUAUUUUAUUUUUUGCUAAAAUUCCCAGGUUGAACUCAAAUUUGCAAUCUUCCAGCCUCAACUUCCUGGAGUUUUAGGAUUACAGGAAUGCACCACCAUGCCUGGUUUAGGCUUUAGCUGCUUUUUUUUUUUUUUGUCUUUUGAGACAGGGUCUCCCUAUGCAAUUCAGGCUGGUCUUGAGUUGACUUUCUAGCCUAGGCUGGUCUUGAACUUUCAAUGAUCUUCCUGCCUCAGCCUCCGAAGUGCUGAGAUUACAGAGUGCCUAGCUCUCUGGCCUUGGCAAUUGAGCCUUAAACUCAGGGCCUUUGUGGUGAGGUAUAUCCCGUCUUUAAAGUUUUUUUUUUUUUAAUUUCAACUUAAAUUCAAUUUUUUUCAGUACUGGGGAUUGAACCCAAAGCAUUCACACAGAACUAAAUCCCUAAUCCUUAUUUAUUUAUUUUUGAGACAGGGUCUUGUUAAAUCUCUAUGUUGCUCAGGCUGGGCUCAAGUUUGAGAUCCUUCUGCCUCAGUCUACCAAAGGGUGGAAUAAUAGGCGUGUGUCACAAUGCAAACUUUUUGGGUGAAUUUUUUAAAAUAACAUUUAUUGGGGCUGGAGAUUUAGCUCAGCAGCAUAAGUGCCUGCCUGACAUCUCGAGGUCACAAGUUUGAUCCCCGGCACCAAUAAGUAAAUAAAUAAAUACUAUUUAUUACAUUCAAAUUUAUCCUCAUUUAUGUAUUUAUUUAGUCCUUUUGAGACGAGUUCUCCCUAUGCAGUUCAGGCUGGCCUUGAAGUCAUUUUGUAGCCCAGGCUGGCCUUGAACUCACAGCAAUCCUCCUGUCUCAGCCUCCCAAGUGCUGAAAUUACAGGUGUGUGCCACCAUGCCCAGCUAUCUUCACUUACUGUAAAUCUAGCUUCUCCUACCAAAGUAUAAGCUGCUUGCUUGUAUUGUCAAUCCCUGGAACAGAUCCUGACGCAUAGUAGGAUUCAGUAGAUAAGAAUCUAACUGAGAAUUCAGUGAACUGCACUUUACAAAUUGGUCACUGACUGCUAUUUUAUCUUCUUAGCUGCUUUUGCAAUAAACAUAACGGAGAGCCCUGUGUGAAGGGGUUUUGGAGGAAGGUUUUAGCAAGGGACGUGGGCUCCUCUUCCACCUGUGUCACUUACUAACUUUGUGAUGUUGCCCAGUGUAUUUAACUUCUCUGAAUUUCAAUGUCCUUACUUGAAAUGAGGUAAUAUUAGUACUUACCUAUCAGGGUUACCAUGAAGAUUAAAUAAAAAACAAAGCCUGUAUGAUGCUAAGCACUGUGACCCCAAAACACAGAAGAGACCAUCUUGCCAGCCUUAUCUCCUCUGCCCCAGGCUCUGGCUGCUCUUAGUAUCUUCUAGAUGCUGGUACACAUAAUUUUCAACAUUGCUCUGCUGGUUACACAAACAUGCUAUUUUAUGAAAAAAUUCAUCAAGCUGCACACUUGUAUACUUUUUUGUCUGAGAGUUAUAAUAGAUAAAAAGUUUGCAACAGCAGUUGCCUAUGAGGUAUGAGACUUUAUAAUGUCCAUUCUACAGAUGAGGCAACUGAUGCUCAACGAAGUUAUGUUCUUGGCUCAAGAUUAUAUAGUAAAUGGUGGGGUGGAGAGUCUGGGCCUGUGCUCUUCCCUCCCCCCCCCCCCCAGUUUUUUGAGACAGAGUCUCACUAUGUAGUUCAGUUGGGCCUUGAACUCACGAUGUAGCCCAGGUGGCCUCAAACUUGCAGCAAUCCUCCUGCCUCAGCCUCCCAAGUACUGGGAUUACAAGUGGGCACCACCAUGGUCAGCAAGCCUGUGCUUUUAACCACAGCUUCUGCCUUGUGCACGGCCUGACCUGUUCCAGCACGCAGUAAACUGUGGGAUUUAUUUAUUUAUUUAUUUAUUUAUUUAUUUUACUGGUACCAGGGAUUGAACUCAUGACCACGUGCUUGCAAGGCAGGCGCUUAUGCCACUGAGCUAAAUCCCCAGCCCCAACUGUGGAAUUUAUUAUUAUCAAUAUUUAACAUCUUUGCUGUUUUGAAUUUUUCCACUUUAACUAAUGCUUCAAAGUGUACCGUUAGAUUUUAGGAUUUUUUUUCUCUGCUCUUGAAUUAUUUCCUCUGGCUAGUAUCCCAAGUAUGGAGUUAACUGGGGGAGCUGGAGCCCAGAAGUUAGAGUGCUUUGCUCGGUGUCACAUCUAAGUAGUGGUGCUCGGUGCAGGGCUGGGCCAUAUAAGUUGCAUAGUUAGUUCACCUUGCAAGGGUCCUGGGUUCCCAGAGGAGGUCCAGCUGGAGCUUGCUCAGGGUCUAACGGCCAGAGGCCAUUCCACAUGACACACGUGGAGCGAGGGAUGAGGUGGUGGAAAAACAAUGAGAAACUGUUCCUUACAUCUCAGUGGCGCUAAAGUUAGGGAAAAGAGGCUAUCAGAAGACAGAUGGAAGGGGAUCCUUCACUCCACAAAUAUUUGCUAAGCUCCUGCUGCAUGGCAGGUGCCGUUCUGGGAGUGGUUUCCCUGUCAUCUUUGUACAGAUAUUUUCUUUGUAUGGGGGGGGGGUGAAAGGGUGGGUAGGAGGUGACAGACAAUUAACGAAGAGAAAUUGAGUAAAACAAUUACAGGUUGUGAUAAAUAUUAGAAAAGAGCUAAGCAGGUGCUGAGUUGGCUUCAUUGAAGUGGUGAUCUCUCAACUGAGCAGAGGAAGAUUGUUUUAGGAAGUAUACAUAGCACAUGCAAAGGCCCAGGGGUGUGGGUAGGAUGCUGGGCAGCAAGCAUUCAAAGCAAAGCAGAAGAGAAUUUUGAGGGGUUGUAAGUUCAGAAGUCCUUUCAACAGUCUUGAGCAAGGGGAUCUUCCUUUCACCCCAGCCUGAUGUUUCUUCGGAGUUCCCAUAAUUUUCCAUGUGCCUGCUGGCCAAGCUCAUAGAGCGGUCACCAGGAAGACAUGUGCCUUUCCAAGCAGCCCUUCCUCCCAUGCUCCUCUGGGUCUCUGUACUCAGUACUCAUUGUUACCUAGCACCUUAUUUCUUCGUUGGUCUCUUCUUGGUGACACUUCCCUGCCACCUUCUUGGACCAGGGGGCAGCCAGGGCCAUGGAGCAACAGGCUCAGACCCAGGGUCCGAUCCCAGCUCUGCCAUUCAGUUACCAGCAUGGGACCGGGCGAAAUGCCCGGUCUGGAGGAGCUGUGCCUUGAGGGUGGCUGGAGUCAAAAGGGAUAUGACAUCAGUGGCACAGCUGGCAUGCGGUAGGCAUUUGAUAAAUGACAGAACCUUGCCCUUUCCCUACCAGUAAGGGACUGUCUUCUUGUUUUCGUAGCUUGGCUCUUUAUAUAUAUGAAGCAAAGAGACGGGUAAAGUUUUAGGGGUCUGCUCCCAAAAUAGCUCUCUGAAGGAAUACAAAUCCUCCAACUACCUCUGCUUUGAAGACUUUUAUUUUAUUUUAUUUUUUGGUACCAGGGAUCGAACUCAUGAGCUCACAGUUGCCAAGGCCAGGUGUUUAUGCCGCCAAGCUGAACCCCCGGCCCUGAAGACUUUUAAGAGGAUAGCUGAAUUUAUAACAUAAUCUUGGUCAUUAACUGAGAAUUUACUGCCUUCUGGGCUCUGUCCUAAGCACUUCCUUUUUUUUUUUGUCUUUUGGAGACAGGGUCUCACUAUGUAGUUCAGGCUGGCCUUGAGCUCACUUUGUUGCCCAGGCUGGUCUCAAAUUCCCAACAAUCCUCCUGCCUCAGCCUCUCCACUGCUGGGAUUUACAGGCAUGAGCCACCACGCCCGGCUGUGCUAAGCGCUGUCUGCUUUCAUGUGUCCUCUCUGUCACAACCCUGUGGAGGAAGUUCCACUGUCAUCCCCAUUUUACAGUUUAGGGAACCAACGCCCAGAAAAGUGAAUUGACUGGCUUCAGGGCACCCAGCUAGCUAAGGAAUGAAACAGACAGGUUUCAUUCUGGUACCCCAAACCUGUGUAGCCAAUCACAGACUACGCCACCUCAAGCCCACCUGGCACAGGUCAGGAGAGAGGACCAGUUUCAUUUCCACUACAACAGGAACUCCUGAGAGCUGUGUCAGCUUCAAAGAGUCCCAUUUAGACAGGACACGGAGUCAGGCCCCAAAUCUGCCCAGGCAGAGAAAGCGGGAGGUGUGAGACCUUGGGGUGGCCCAGACCCUCCCUGGAGCUGGAGGCUUCUCCAGGGCAACAAACAGGACCAGAAGCACCAGCGGUGCUUUCAAUACAACACCGAGCCUGAGUCACGGAGUAUUUAUAGCCAGCCUGCUUUUCUCUCCUCCUGCGCUGCCAGAGCUUAUUAAGUUCACUUGGGGCUUGGAGGGUGACAACCUGUUUAUCAUCCAAGGUGCCCAAGCAACUGUUGAGACAUCCUCUGAGAGUGAGGUUUGGUAGCCGGCCCGUGUUCAGACCUGACCUGACCCCUGCCCCACCCGGCUGAGGCAACUGUCUCCAUCCCCAGCUUGAUUGUUGUAGCUCCCCCAACACGCCCCGCACCCUGCCUCCAGCUCAGGCUUUGUUAACAUGAGACAGAAUGCUGCUUUCUCCAGGAAGCCACCCUGGCUUAAUUGGGGAAGGUUACAAAAUUUCCUGGCCCCGCUGCUCCUAGAAAAUGAAACUUCUCAUCAGUUAGAUAAUUAAACCAAUCUUAACGUUUCCAAGGGCCUGGCAUGGUGGUGCACUCCUGUAAUCCCAGCACUCAGGAGGCAGAGGCAGAAGCAUCAUUGUGAGUUCGAGACCAGCCUGGGCUACAAAGUGAGCUCAAGGCCAGCCUGAAUUGUAUAGCAAGACCCUGUCUCAAAAAGACAAACAAACAAAUAAACACCCCCAAAACAGGGCCGGGUUCAAAAGCUGAGUCUUGGGUUUCAGAGUCCAAGCUGUAGGUGAGUUUGGGCAAGUUACUUCCCCUUGAGCCUCAGUUUCCUUACCUGUAAAAUGGAGACAUUGCUAUCUACUCACCAGGGUGAGGACUGAACUAACCUGCACACAGGAAGGUCUCAGCCUCUGACUACUGUCUCUCACUCCUUUGACAAUCAGUAACUUGUCAAGAAUAACCUACCAUGGCUGACUUGGGCUUCUGGGAUUUGAACCUAGGAGCCAGGCUGUUUUCUGUCCUCCAUCUUUGUGGCUCUUUGGUACCCAGGCUGAAGUCGCGAAGGACUCAGAACCCAGGGGCUGGGUAGGUAGCUGAGGAAGGAGGAGAAAAAGGAGCAUGAGUUGGGGUGUUGGGGAGGGGGCAGCAGCGUGCAGAGGCAGGCAGCCUGACCUGGCUCUACCCAGGACCCAUUCCAGCUGGCCUCCAGGCUGCUGGGAGCUGGAACCUGAGGUGUCAGUGCUGAAUUCACAGAACGGCCCCUGGGGCCAGAGUUAGUGCCCGAGCUCUGACCUCAGCUGUGGUGAGGCUGCCCGUCCUGGGCUGCAGCUGCCUUUGUGACUCCUGCAUCUUUGUGCCGAGUGUCCUGUUCUCAGCCAUCCUCACUGCCCCCUCCCCAGGCAAGUGUGGGUGUCCUGUGGGCUCCGUGAUGGCUCGGGGUCCCUGGCUUAGGGGUGUGCUCCUCCUGCUCUCUCCCACCGCUGGGACCAUCAGGACUGGGCUAGUGGGCUGGGGCUUCUGUCCUCAUCUCCCUGCAGGGCUUUUGCUCCUUUUGUCCAGGUCUUGACCGGGUUGGGUCAUUCUAAGGGCCCAGCUCUUUUGACUACUCUGUUCCUGAUGGCCCAGCCCCAGCCCUGCAGAAGUGAGGGCCCAGCCCUGCUCUGCAGAAUUCUGGUUUCUCCUUGGGGUUCAUUAAAAGCCUAGUGAAGCAGCUCGGACCCUUUGGGCCCAGAUCCAUUAAGAAAAGUGGCUUUUUAACAGUUUAAGAGAUUUCUUUCCAGCCAUUUUUUUAUGCCUCUAUAACAUUUUUGGUUGACUUAUCUAUUUAUAUACCCACACACAAUCAUGUUUUUAAUAGAGUAGAAUCUCCUUCCAUAUAAUUGAUGUGUAUCUUUCUGUUUGUGUCUAAUGAUAUAUACUAGCAUCUUUUCUUUUUUCUUUCUUUCUUUUUUUUUUUUUGUCUUUUUCCUUUUUAUCGGUACCAGGGAUCGAACUCACGACUGCCUGCUUGCAAGGCAGGCACUUAUGCCGCUGAGAUAAACCCCCAGCCCCGCUAGCAUCUUUUCUAUUGGUAGGAAAAACACAUUACUUUUUAAAACUGCAGGAUGAAUAUAUUUGUAUAUUUCUACAUAUAUAGUUGUAAUGUUUAUUAGGGUCUGCUUUUGAUUGUUUUGAUAAACUUCUUUCUGGAGGGCAGUUUGAGAAAGAGUUUCAUUAUAGCUCAGGCUGCCCUCAAGUUUGCUACAUAGCCAGAUGUGGUGGCUCACACCUGUAAUCCCAGCACUCAGGAGGCCAAGGCAGGAGGAUCGUUGCAAUUCUGAGACCAGCCUAGGCUACAAAGUCAGCUCAAGGCCAGCCCCAACUGCAUAGAGAGACUUUGUCUCAAAAAGACAAAAAAAAAAAAAAAAAAAAAAAAAAAAAUUGUUACAUAGCAGAGGCUACAAAUCUUCCUGCCUCAGCCUUCCAAAUGUUGGGUUUAUAGGCCUGUGCUGCAUGCUAACCUUUUCUCAAGUAUAAUUCCUAACUGGAUGGUUCAGGAGCUCUCCCAAGGUGAACGUGCCUGGGUAACCCACACCUAGUUCAUGACAUUAGCACAUUGCCGGCUGUGACCGAGGGUAGCCUCUGUUCUGACUUCUAGCAGCUCGAAUGAGUUUGCCUUUUUUUGAACAUUACAGGAACAGGAUUAUACAAGAUGUACUCUUUGGCUCAACAUUCUGUUUGUGAGUUUCAUCUACAGUGUCACAUGCAGCAGUCUGUUUAUUCUAAUUCUGUAUAAUCUUCCACUGUGUGACCAUUUAUUUAUAUGUCCAUUGAUGAGAACUUAGGUUUAUUUCCAGGUUUUACUAUUACAAACAAUACUGAAAAAAAAAUCCUAGCACAGGGUCAUGAUACCAAAAAAAAAAAAAAAAAAUUAUUUAUAGGGCUGGGGAUUUAGCUCAGCGGCAUAAGCACCUGCCUUGCAAGCACAGUCAUGAGUUCGAUCCCCGGUACACAUAAAAAAAAAAAUCCUUGUGAGUAAAGAAAUCAGUAUGCCUGCAUAUGUCUGCAAUUAACCAGGCACGACAGCACACAUCUGUAAUUUCAGCACUGAAGAGGCUGAGGUAGGAGUGUUCUCGUGAGUUUGAGGCCAGCCUGAACUGCAUAAUGAGAUUUGCCUAAAAAAAUCAAAUCAAAUCAAUCAAUCAAUAAAUAAGACAAUACAAAUUUUGAAAAAUCUAUUAUCAUUCAAUUCAUCUAUCCAUUUCUUUCUGUCAUCUUUCUAGCUUGAUAUGCUAGAUUCUUCAAAGUAUAAUUACUAAGGGGCUGGGGAUUUAGCUCAGUGGCAUAAGCGCCUGCCUUGGAAGCAGGCAGUCAUGAGUUCGAUCCCCGGUACCGACAAAAAAAAGUAUAAUUACUGAGUCAUGUAUAUGAAUGUUUUACAUUUUGACUUUAUUACAUUGUAAAUCACGCCCCCCCCCCCAAGAUCAAGAAGAGAGACGAUGUCCAUAUCCCUACCCUUCCCCAAACUCGGAAAUUUUUAAUCUCUAAUCUGUCAAUCUAGUAGAAGAAAAACUGGGUUUUAUUGUUUUUUUUAUGUGAUUAUGGGGGGACUGACAUUUAUUCUUUUGUGAAUUGCCUUUUUGUAUCCUUUUCUUGUUCUUAAAAUUUAUUCAAGGCCAUGGACUCUUGGCCUUUACACGUGUUCCUCAUGUUUUUUCCCCAGCCAGUUACUUGUCUUUUAGCUUUGUUUAUGGAGCAACUGCCGGUUUAAAUAUAGUCUGUUUUCCUCCUGCCCAGUGUUUAUGAUCCAGACACUCCCCCAGGGUGUGUGGGGCAAGCCCUAGGUUCAAGUCGGUGGGGCAGCAAGAGCAGCAAGUCCUGAACCCCAAGACUGUCUCUCCAGGUUACAAGCAAAGGGACACCAGGGUCAGCAGCAAGACCCUGGCCUGGAUUCUGCCCGAUGCUUCCUCCAGUCUUGUCAUCAGCUCUUCCCAGUGCCAUCUGAGAGUCCCUGCCAGGCCUGAGGCCAGGGCGGUGUCAUGGGGAGAGAGAGAGGGAAAGAUCAAGACCAAGCCCUGAGCCACCCAGAUUUAAUGCCUGCAUCCGUCUGCUCAGCUGCCAUCCCAAAAUACCACAGAUUGCGUGAAUUCAACAACUGAAAUUUAUUUCUCCCAGUUCUGGAGGCUGGAAAGUUAAAACUGAAGGUGCCAGUGAGGGGUGCCCCCUUCUGAGGCCUUUUCUCUUGGCUUCAGGAGGCUGCCAUCCGGCUAUGUGCCGCUGCUUAUGUGUGCAUGGAGGGGGAGGGCAGGCUCUCCUGUGUUCUUUCUCAUAAGGACGCUUCCCUUUGUACCAGGAUUCUAUUGUCACAAUCUCACAAACCUUAAUUACCUCUGGAAGGCCUCAUCUCCAUGUAGCAUCACAUUGGGAGUUAGAUCUUUCAUAUAAGAAUUUGGGAGGAACACAAAAAUUCAGCCCCCCCCCCAAAAAAAAAUUUAGCCCGUACUUAUGUCCUGGAUCAUUCCCUAGAGGUGUAACUUGGAUAAGUGACCUAAUCUGUCAGUGAUGGUUUCCUCAUCUAUAAAAUGGGGAUGAUAAUGAUACAGGGCUCGUGAAUUAAUAAAUUAUUUAAUAUCAUAAAAUAUUUUGGACAGACUGAUCACUAGCCUCCAUCAUAAUCCUUGCCUCUCGGUACUUAUGGCCUUCCAUAAACACAUUGUAUCGUGGUUGGUCUGGAGAGUAGAAAGGAGAAUGCAGUUAAAAUGACAGUGCAUGACCUCUAAACUAGGUCAUAGAAGACACUGCCAUUCUUCCUGGCUCCUUUGGAUCACUUGUGUGAGGAAAGCCAAGCACCAUGUUAUGGGGAUGCUCACGUAGCCUUGUGGAGAGGUACAGGGCUGAUCAUAUGCAUGCGCCAUCUUGGAAGUGGAUUCUCCAGCUCCAGUCAAGCACCAGCCAACAUCUUGACCAUGACUUCCUUAGAGAUCCUAAGCCAGAUGCACACAGCUUAGCUGCUCUUGAGUUCCUGACCCACAGAAACUGCGUGAGAUAAUAAAUGUUGGUUAUUGUUGAAAAUGUUAAGUUUUGGGAUAGUCGGUUAAGCGGCAACAGAUAACCCACAGAUGGCGGGUGUACAGGUGUCAUGGCAGGUCCCUGUCAUCCCAGCUACUUGGAUGGUUGAAGCAGGAGGGUCACUUGAGCCCAGGAGUUCAAAAACAGAUUUGUCAGCAUAGUGAGUAUCUGUCAAAAACAAAACCAAACAGGCCAUCCUCUGGCCAAGGACGCCUUCCUUCACCCCAACCGUCUACCUGCCCACUGGUGUCCCUGACAGUGGUCACAGCCCCCCAGCUGUGUGUGAAUGCAACAGCCAGUGACUGAGUGAAAAACCAGGCCUCAUGGGAAAUACUGAGCAGAGGUUGGAGAACUGCUUCUCAAGAACUCAGGAACUCAGGCAUCAGAAAAGGUGGCUCAUAAAUAAUACCAAAAGAAUAUGGCUUCACAGAUACCAGAAUCUGAUCAGAUAAAACAGUUUGAGGAAUCCUUGGGAACCUACAGUAAACAUACAGAAACUUGCUUUCUGGACUGUGUUAAGGACUUCACAACAAGAGAAGUAAAACCUGAAGAGAUCACCUGCUCAAAAUAUUGCUUACAGAAAUACUUUAACAUGAUGCAAAGAAUAUCUAUGAGAUUUCAGGAAUCCCAUAUUCAGCAGAACAAAGCCCUGGCAGCUAAAGUGAGACUUCUUGGCCAGCCGAGACAGAGGAGUCCCAGUGGAUGACUCUGAGAGGAGGCCUCCAUAGGUGUUGGGCUGGGAAAGAGGACCCAUCUGUGGAAUCCCUGGAAGCUGUGGGCACCAUGUUAAGCAUCUGUCAUGACUAUUCAGCAAAUGGAAACCACUGGAAAACCAAAACUGCUGCUCACCAGGAAUAAUCAAAAUAAAAGGUCUUAUUGUUCAGUGAAAAUAGUAAGAUGCAACCUUUGUUGGGGCCUUGAGAUUCAGCCACUUGGUCGCUUUAUUAGAAAGACAAGCCACUGUUUCCUCACUUACGACUGUUAAAUUUAAAGCAAAAUAUUCAACCAUGUAAGAGCAGAAAUUUGUUAUUGAAAGUGAAAUAAAUGGAAAAUAUUACUGA
Messenger RNA from Cavia porcellus (domestic guinea pig), 35281 nucleotides. RefSeq names its product mitochondrial import inner membrane translocase subunit Tim9-like. The record is from RefSeq and is a predicted model, not a curated record. NCBI's taxonomy places the organism in Eukaryota, Metazoa, Chordata, Mammalia, Rodentia, Caviidae. The transcript has a single exon. Bases 34639 to 34926 code for a protein of 95 amino acids.